AGUGAGGAUCUGUGAAGCUGCUUCCGGGUUCAUUCAGGAGAUAGUGAGUACCCGCUGUUCCCUUGGUGGCUUCAGCGCCCUCAUUGACUACCGCCAAGCUCACCGAAGACAAUGCAGCUUUAGAGGGUGGUGACAACCCCGUGAGAAAGCCGAGCCACUGAUAAUACAGGUCAUGGCACAGGCUGCUGUGCUGCCACAGGCCAGCACUCCUGGCCAGCCCUACGUGAGCAAACUGGUUCUGCUUGGAAGCAGUUCUGUGGGCAAGACCAGCCUGGUCCUCCGGUACAUGAAGCAGGACUUCAGCAACGUCUUGCCGACUGUGGGGUGUGCCUUCUUCACAAAGCUGGUGGACUUGGGCUCCUCAUCUCUGAAGCUUGAGAUCUGGGACACAGCCGGCCAGGAGAAGUACCACAGCGUCUGCCACCUCUACUUCCGGGGUGCCAAUGCUGCGCUCCUGGUUUAUGACAUCACUCGGAAGGAUUCCUUUCACAAGGCCCAGCAGUGGCUGGAGGACCUGGAGAAGGAGUUCCAUCCAGGAGAGGUAGUGGUGAUGCUGGUCGGCAACAAAACGGAUCUCAGCGAGGAGCGGGAAGUGACCUUCCAGGAGGGAAAAGAGUUUGCGGAGAGCAAAAGCUUGAUGUUCAUGGAAACCUCUGCCAACCUGAACUACCAGGUGUCUGAGAUCUUCAACACUGUUGCCCAGGAGCUACUGCAGAGAGCAGGAGACAGGGGCAGCAGCCACCCACAAGAAGGUGAGGCUGUGGCUCUGGACCAGGAACCUACAGUCCGGCAGCGCCAGUGCUGUGCACGAUAGCUGAUAGCCGCUGCCGUCACUGCAGGAGAGCUAGUGGAGGACAUCCCAGCCUGUCCCAGAGGGUCCCCAGUCCAAGCUACAUCUUCACAACAAAUCUGCUGGCUCUUUGUCCAUUCAUAUUCUCUGUCAAAGAUGGCUUAUGCCUGAGCCCUGGAGGCUUCCAGAAGUUGGAAUUUCCUUUGUAAUCACUGCUUGUCAAAGCUGAUGGGAACUGUCUCAGGGAAGAUCCAGUGUCGAGUGGCUCCUGGAAGACUGUCAGCCCCACCUUACUGGAUACCCAGAUACCUGGAUGCCCUGAGCCAGGUGUCCCUGCCCCGCCCGGGCUAUCUCUUUCAGCUUCCUUGUAACCAGUGUGGGAAGAGUUAGAUGGAGCAGAAAAGAAACAUGGACUGGGAAAUUCUUUGAUCCGUGGGAGGGGAGGACAGAUGCUUCCUCCUGUGGCGGCUGGUUCAUAACUGGACCACUUUCAUUCUGGGAACUGUCGGGGGAAGAGAAAAGGGCAUCAAUGCAAGGAAAAAUGUGGAGAUGAGCUCAAGGGAAAAAUGAGCCCGAGGUGCUAAGUCUCAGUGAGGUGAUGCUGGAGAGACAGAGUCUGAAAGGGUGGCCAGGAUGGACGUGUCCCCUUCCAGCUGGAGAGGGACAGAGCCAAGUUUCUCUCUAGUGAUCCGAGGACUCUAAAACCCCUGUCUUGAGAUGAAUACCACGUUGUCUCAUGUCCUUCUCUCCAAAUGUUAAAUGUCUUGACAAUC
Mastomys coucha (southern multimammate mouse) is the source of this 1563-nucleotide messenger RNA. RefSeq names its product RAB17, member RAS oncogene family (gene Rab17). The transcript has 6 exons. Gene Ontology annotation, cellular component: endosome. Lineage: Eukaryota; Metazoa; Chordata; Mammalia; Rodentia; Muridae. Gene Ontology annotation, molecular function: GTPase activity; GTP binding. The record is from RefSeq and is a predicted model, not a curated record. Bases 173 to 814 code for a protein of 213 amino acids.